UUCAUCCCCUUGGUGAACUGGGAUUCCCUCCAACACAGAAGAUGUCUUACUGCCCACCCCAGGAUUGUUAUCCCGAUAUAUGCCCACGUCCAUGUAUUGACGUCCGCAACGAGCCGUGUAUCUCAUCAUGCGGAGAUUCGACUGCAGUGGUCUAUGCGCCACCAGUUGUUGUGAGAUUCCCGGGACCAACUAUGGCUACAUGUCCUCAAGACAGCUUCGUAGGAAGCUCCUUACCAAAUUUGCCAAUUAGACCUGGGGGCUCAUAUGGUGGCUCAAUUAGUUAUGGGGGAGGUUAUGGUGGUGGUUACGGGGGAGGUAACAGUGUUGUUGGUUCUGGUGGAGGAUUCGGAGGCUCAACUGGUUAUGGGGGAGUUUAUGGAGGUGGAGCCGGGAGUGGUUAUGGGGGUGGUUAUGGGGGUGGAGCCGGGGGUGGUUAUGGGGGUUGUUAUGGAGGCUCAUAUGGUUCUGGAGGUUCACGUGGUUAUAGCAAGAAGUCAUAUCGUAGCAUUUCUGGAGGAGGAUAUUCUGGAGUCAACCGUGGAAACUGUGUGCAAUCUUAAACCCAGAAGAACGAUCCGAGGAAUGAGAAACAAUCAGGAAAUGACAAGAUAGAGAUUCACCACUGAUCUGAUGGACAAUGAUGCCUACAACUCGACUUGCAGAC
Chrysemys picta bellii (western painted turtle) is the source of this 664-nucleotide messenger RNA. RefSeq names its product scale keratin-like. The record is from RefSeq and is a predicted model, not a curated record. NCBI's taxonomy places the organism in Eukaryota, Metazoa, Chordata, Testudines, Emydidae. Gene Ontology annotation, molecular function: structural constituent of cytoskeleton. Gene Ontology annotation, cellular component: intermediate filament.